CCGGCAGUGCGCGAUUGCCCCUUGGCAUGCUUCUUGUAUCCUCGGCGCGGGGACUGCCGGAGAUGUUGCAGACGAUUUACGAAACCGAAUCGUGUUUCUCUUCAGAUGGCGUUUCCGGACGCGAACCGUCGCUGGAGCUCCUGUCGCGAGCGCAGAUCCAUGCCAUACCUGUGGCGGCUGUGGACUUGAAGCCGGUGCUUCCUGUGGUGAUGCAGACUUCCUGCAACAGCAGCAGCAACAGCAGCCCGGUGGACCUGCGGAUGGAUGCCCGGCCCAGCCUGCCCAGCGUGGACCCUGCCGCCCGGGAACAACAGCUGCAGCAGGAGCUUCUGGCCCUAAAACAGCAGCAGCAUUUGCAGAAGCAGCUGCUCUUUGCCGAGUUUCAGAAGCAGCACGAGCACCUCACGCGGCAGCACGAAGUCCAGCUGCAGAAGCACCUCAAGCAGCAGCAGGAGAUGCUGGCCGCAAAGCGUCAACAGGAGCUGGAACAGCAGCGCAAGCGGGAGCAGCAGCGACAGGAAGAGCUGGAGAAGCAGCGCCUGGAGCAGCAGCUGCUCAUCUUGCGCAACAAGGAGAAGAGCAAAGAGAGUGCCAUCGCCAGCACCGAAGUGAAGCUGAAACUUCAGGAGUUCCUUCUCAGCAAGUCGAAAGAGUCUGCUGUACUUGGCGGCUUGAACCAUUCCCUCCCUCAGCACCCCAAAUGCUGGGGGGCCCACCAUACCUCAUUGGACCAGAGUUCCCCUCCCCAGACAGGAAGUCCAGGAACGCCACCCUCUUGCAAACUACCUUUACUCGGCACUUAUGACAGCAGAGACGACUUUCCACUCCGGAAAACUGCAUCAGAACCCAACUUAAAAGUGAGGUCACGGUUAAAACAGAAGGUUGCGGAGAGGCGGAGCAGCCCCUUGCUGCGGAGGAAAGAUGGGACCGUCAUCAGCACCUUCAAGAAGCGGGCAAUUGAAAUCACAGUGUCUUCAAUGUGCAACAGUGCCCCUGGGUCUGGCCCCAGUUCCCCCAACAGCUCCAACUGCGCCAUCACAGAAAACGGGCUCACUGGCUCCGUGCCCAACAUCCAUACUGAGAUGCUGCCCCAGCACCAAGCUGUCACGAUGGAUGGAUCAGCCAGCCAGCUCAGUUUGUACACUUCUCCGUCUCUGCCCAACAUCUCCCUAGGACUACAGGCCACCGUCACGGUGACAAAUUCGCACCUCAACGCCUCCCCGACCCUUUCCACGCAGCAGGAAGUGGAGCGCCAGGCCCUCCAGUCAUUGCGCCAGGGGGGCGCCCUGACUAGCAAGUUCCUGAGCAUGUCGUCAAUCCCCAGCUGCCUCCUCGGGGUGGCCCUCGAGGGCGAGACCAACAACCACGGGCAUGCUUCGUUGCUGCAGCACGUCCUGCUCUUGGAGCAGGCUCGCCAGCAGAACACGCUAAUCGCUGUUCCUUUGCACGGCCAGUCCCCUCUGGUGACGGGGGAGCGCGUCCCCUCCAACCUGCGGACGGUCAGCAAGCUGCCUCGGCACCGCCCACUGAGCCGCACCCAGUCGUCGCCGUUGCCCCAGAGCCCCCAAGCGCUGCAGCACCUGGUGGUGCAGCAACAGCACCAGCACUUCCUGGAGAAACAGAAGCAGCAGCAGAUUCAGCUGGGAAAGAUCAUUACCAAGACUGGCGAGCUGCCACGGCCGCCCACCACGCACCCCGAGGAGACGGAGGAGGAGCUGACGGAGCAACAGGAACCUCUGGGUCUCGGCCUGGGCCAGGGCCCCUUUGGGCUGGAUGGGUCAACGGAAAGCGAAGAAACGCAGGAUGACCUGGAGGAGGAGAAGGAGGAAGAGGAAGAGGAGGAGUUGGUGGAAGAGCAAGGCUGCCUCCAAGUCAAGGACGAAGCUGGGGAGAGCGGGCUGGAAGAAGAUCCGGAAGUUGAGGAGUUGGGAGUAACUUACAGGCAGGUGUUCGCAGAUGCGCAUCAGCUAAGACCCCUCCAUCUCUAUCAGACGCCCCUGAGCAUCAACACGCUGCCUCAUCAAGCCCUGAGCCGCACCCAGUCCUCGCCCGCCAGCACCAGCCUGAAGAGCAGUACAGCUGAACCUGUGAUCAAGCACCUUUUCACUACAGGCGUCGUUUAUGACACGUUCAUGCUGAAGCACCAGUGUACCUGUGGAAACACUAAUGUUCACCCAGAGCAUGCUGGGAGAAUCCAGAGUAUCUGGUCCAGGUUGCAGGAGACAGGGUUGCUGAGCAAAUGUGAGAGGAUCCGGGGCCGGAAAGCAACACUGGAUGAAAUCCAGAUGGUCCAUUCGGAGCACCACACGUUACUCUACGGAACCAGCCCCUUGAACCGGCAGAAGCUCGACAGCAAGAAGUUGCUAGGGCCCCUUACUCAGAAGAUGUAUGCCGUCCUUCCAUGUGGAGGCAUUGGGGUUGACAGCGACACAGUGUGGAACGAAAUGCACUCGUCCAGCGCGGUCCGUAUGGCUGUUGGCUGCCUGCUGGAGCUGGCCUUCAAAGUGGCAUCCGGGGAGCUUAAGAAUGGAUUUGCUGUCAUCCGGCCACCAGGGCAUCACGCAGAGGAGUCCACAGCCAUGGGCUUCUGUUUCUUCAACUCCGUUGCAAUCGCUGCCAAGCUCCUCCAGCAAAAACUUGCCGUCAACAAAAUUCUCAUUGUGGACUGGGAUAUUCAUCAUGGCAACGGCACCCAGCAGGCGUUCUACAGUGACCCCAGCGUGCUCUACAUCUCUCUCCACCGCUACGACAAUGGCAAUUUCUUCCCAGGCAGUGGAGCCCCUGAAGAGGUCGGCAGUGGGAUGGGUGUAGGCUACAACGUGAACGUUGCCUGGACUGGUGGAGUGGACCCCCCCAUUGGCGAUGUGGAGUAUCUGACCGCCUUCCGGACUGUGGUGAUGCCGAUAGCCAACGAGUUCUCCCCAGACGUGGUCCUCGUCUCUGCCGGCUUCGACGCUGUGGAGGGUCACCUGUCCCCUCUGGGUGGAUAUUCCGUCACGGCCAAAUGUUUCGGACACCUGACCAAGCAGCUGGUGAAACUGGCGGGCGGGCGUGUCGUCCUAGCGCUGGAGGGAGGCCAUGACUUGACCGCCAUCUGUGACGCCUCCGAAGCCUGUGUCUCAGCUCUGCUCGGCCUUGAGCUGGAGCAGCUGGAUGAAGCUCUGUUGCAGCAGAAGCCCAAUGCGAACGCCGUGGCCACGCUGGAGAAAGUGAUCGAAAUCCAGAGCAAGCACUGGAGCUCAGUGAAACACUCUGCCGCUAUCGUCGGCUGUUCCUUGAUGGAGGCGCAGAAGGGCGAGGCGGAGGAGGCGGAGACGGUCAGCGCCAUGGCGUCACUGUCAGUCGACACAGAGCAGGGGAAAGCAGACUGCACUGUCCGACAAACAGACGAGCCAAUGGAGGCCGACCCCGUGUUGUGAAGUGCCAAGACUUCGAUUUGUGUAGCUGUCACUCUGUGGGUUAUAAUUGGUCAUUUGUGAUUUCGUUUCAAACAACCAGAAGAAGAAAACCAAUUAAUUUUUUUAUCUAUUAAAAAAAUGAGAAAAAAAAUAGUUGCACUGGACAACAUGAGCCCCCAUGUGUGCGUGACCUUGUCUGUCUCCUGGCGUUUGUUCUCACCAGCAUCACCAUAUUGUCCUAAUUCUUGGGGGAUUUGUGAGGGGAAUGUGG
Euleptes europaea (tarantolino) is the source of this 3669-nucleotide messenger RNA. RefSeq names its product histone deacetylase 5 (gene HDAC5). Bases 27 to 3419 code for a protein of 1130 amino acids. Gene Ontology annotation, molecular function: histone deacetylase activity. NCBI's taxonomy places the organism in Eukaryota, Metazoa, Chordata, Lepidosauria, Squamata, Sphaerodactylidae. Gene Ontology annotation, cellular component: histone deacetylase complex. The record is from RefSeq and is a predicted model, not a curated record. The transcript has 25 exons. Gene Ontology annotation, biological process: chromatin organization; negative regulation of transcription by RNA polymerase II.